AUGUCUCUUUUAUAUAUUAUAUUUAUUAUAUAUCUUGGUCAAGUUUCGUCGGAUUUAAUCUUGUCGGAAUAUGAACAAUGUAAUGCAUCAUUAGGUAUGGAGUCUGGCUUGAUUGCUGAUAGCGAUUUGACCUCGAGUUCAACACAUGAUGUGAGCAGUGUUGGCCCUCAAAUGGCAAGGAUUCGAACUGAAUUAGAAGGAGGAGCAUGGUGUCCAGAUAAACCUAUUGGUUCAAAAUCAUAUGAAUACAUUCAAAUAGAAUUACAUAAAUUAUUUUUUAUAAAUGCUAUUGAAACACAAGGUCGAUUUGAUAAUGGACAAGGAAAUGAAUAUGCUGAAUAUUAUCAAAUUCAAUAUCAACGAGAAAAUAAUUCAUCUUCUUGGAUAAAUUAUUAUGAUAAAAAAACAAAUAAAACUAUUAUCAAAGGAAAUAUAAAUACAUAUUCACCAGAAAAACGUUUUCUUUCAGCACCAAUCAUAGCUAAUCGUAUUCGUAUUAUACCACAUAGCUCACGUUGGCGAACUAUUUGUAUGCGACUUGAACUUUAUGGAUGUCCAUUCUAUGGUGGUAUUAUAUCAUAUAUAACUUCACCAAGUAUAGAUAAAGAUAAUAUAUAUGAUGGUGGAUUAGGAAAAUUAAGUGAUGGUAUUAUUGGAAGUGAUGAAAAUACUUGGAUUGCUUGGAAUAAAUCACCUAUUUCAAUUCAAUUUAAUUUUGAUACAUUUCGUCAAUUUAAAAUUAUUCGAAUUUAUUCAAUGAAUAAUAAAUAUCGUUCAAUUCAAAUUAAAUUUGAUAAUAAUCCACCAAUAAUACAUAAAAUAUCAUCAAUAUCAACAUUAUUAUCAACUGUAUUUGUUGAUACAAUACAAUUAAUUGAUUAUAAUACAAUAACAAUUGCAAAAAAAAUUGAAAUUUUAUUCGAAUUUGAUAAUGAAUUUUUAUUUUUAACUGAAAUUAAAUUUGAAAAUGAACCAACAAUGAUUGUUGAUACAACAGUGACAAGUAUUACGACAACUACUUGUGAAACACCAUGUCUAGUAUCUCAUAAUAAUUUAACAUUAAUAUCAUCAUCAUCACCACCAUUAUCAUCAUCGUCAUCGUCAAUCUAUACAUUCGAAUGGUUAACAAUAUUAAUAAUAUCAAUAUUAUGUCUUUGUUUUCUUCUUCUGUUUAUUCUUAUUAUACUUCGUAUUCGUCAUCGUUAUUUACAUAAAAAAGCAAAUCUUUAUUAUAAAUGUUCUCAAUUAAUAAAUUCAACAAAUGAUUCAUCAACUGAAAAAAGUCAAAAUCAAACACUUCGAAAAAAUAAUUAUGAUGAUAUUAAACCUAUUGAUUCAUAUCUUUAUCCAAUAACUUCAACAUCAUCAUUAUUACAUCCAAGUUCACCAUCAUCAUUAUUAAAAAGUGAACAAUAUGCUGUUAUCGAUGGAAAUACUUAUUCACAUUUACCAUCGAAUAAUACAUUUCAUUAUGCUUCAUUAGAUAUUGGACAAAUACCUACGAAAAUGGUUGAUCUAUUUAAUUGUAUUGCAUUACAAGAAACUACUCCAUCGAAAUGUAAUGAUUCAUUUCCCUCAUGUAUUGAUGAAUCAAAAUUAUUUACAUUAUGUAAAAUUGCUGAAUCAAAAUACGGAGAAAUUAUACUUGGAAAAUAUGCAUCAAAACCUGUUUUGAUAAAAAUAAUUAAAAAAAAUUUCGUUAACCCAAUGCGACAAGAAUUUUUAUCAGAAUUAAAUAUUUUAUCUCGUUUAAAUCAUUCUAAUAUUGCAUGUUUAUGUGCAAUACAACUUGAUUUACUUUGUCUUAUACAAGAACAUUCAGAUUUUGGUACUUUACAAAAUUAUUUUCGUACACAAGUUAAUGAUGUAACAUUUCAAAAAAAGAAUAUUUAUUUUUCUCAUCAAUUAUCAAAUGCGUUGGAAUAUUUAUCUGAUUUAAAUAUAAUUCAUAGUGAUAUUGCAACAAGAAAUUGUCUCUUUUUUCCUGAUUAUACAAUUAAAUUAACAGAUUGUGCAAUUGCUUUAUCACAAUAUGAAAAAGAAUAUUGGUUAUGUGCUCAUGGAGAAAAAAUACCACUUAGAUGGAUUGCUCCAGAAGCUUUAAUAAAUAAUGCAACAUUAAAAUCUGAUAUUUAUUCAUUUGCUAUAACAUUAUGGGAAUUUUGGUCUCGAUGUUCAAAUUUACCACAUAUGACAUUAACAAAUGAAGAUUUUUAUCAAUAUUUAAUUAUGCGACAAUCAUCACAUAAUGCAGAUAAUUCUAAUGUAUCGAUAUUUCGUUUAUCACAACCAACUGAUUGUCCAAAAGAAAUCUAUGAUUUAUUAUGUGAAUGUUGGCAUAUUGAUGGAACUAAACGUCCAAAUAUAUCGGAUAUUGCACUUUAUUUUCGACGUCAAAUAAAUAUAUCAUAA
This is a messenger RNA of Adineta steineri, 2412 nucleotides long. The record is from the annotation of a GenBank genome assembly. Lineage: Eukaryota; Metazoa; Rotifera; Eurotatoria; Adinetida; Adinetidae.